Messenger RNA from Ciona intestinalis (vase tunicate), 1920 nucleotides. RefSeq names its product CCN family member 2. Gene Ontology annotation, cellular component: extracellular matrix. The record is from RefSeq and is a predicted model, not a curated record. Lineage: Eukaryota; Metazoa; Chordata; Ascidiacea; Phlebobranchia; Cionidae. Gene Ontology annotation, biological process: positive regulation of cell differentiation; cell adhesion; signal transduction. Gene Ontology annotation, molecular function: integrin binding; heparin binding.
UAAAAUGUUUGAUCGUUAGUUCUACAUUUUUACGUGUUCAGGGAGAACGUCUAAGACGUAUUUUAAAACAAAUUUGAAACAGCUGUAUAAUUCCAAACAAAACUAUGGAAACUUGUCGAAACCUAAAUACUCCAUGUUGGGAAAAGAUUUCAUUCCGAAAGAAGAGUUCAAGACGAUCAACAAGAUCAACAGAUCAACAUAUCGCAUCACGGGUGCUUGCGUGGCGCUUGUCCUCUUCUGUGUUGUCCUCUCGAUCCCGGAGGUUGCGGCUCGGAGGCGAGGGAAGUGGAAGACGGACUGCAAAGUGAGAGCAUCGCCGUGGAGUAACUGCAGCAAGUCGUGUGGUAUGGGUUCCUCAGUAAGAGUACGGACUCGCGGAAGAUGCAAGCUAAGACGGGAGUCGCGCCUCUGCCAAGUUCGUCCUUGCGAUCCCGAUCACUUUGGCACUCGGAUAAGGGGUAAACGGCAAUGCAUCAACCAAGUCAGUAGUCGUUCACGUUUACAUCUGGAGUAUAUUGGCAGUAAAAGCGUGAAAACGUACAAGAUGAAAUACUGUGGCAUUUGCAAAGACAGCAGCAAAUGUUGUACUCCGUUCAAGACCCGGACAAAGAAGGUCUGGUUUCGGCGAAAGAACGGCAGUCGUUUCGCCAAAAAGAUGGCGUUUGUACGAAAGUGUCGGUGCCACACAAACUGUCUCGAAUCUCCGGGAGUUUUUAAGAUUAAUCUGCACAAUGACACUUACCCAGUCACACUUUGACCGGGUUUUUGGACUUAAGCGCCCCAACCGCCUAUACCACAAGUAACCUUUCCCGCAGCGCCAAGAUGUGACCUUGACCGGGCAACAGCUUCUUAUCAUCAAUCUCACUAUAAGAAAACGUUUUAUUUACCGAUAUUUAAACGCAUUUGUCGAUUUUUUACAAAACCCAAUCUGUAAACGCGUUUUCGCGGAUUUUUUUUUGUAGAAAUCGGGCAAAGGUUGCGGAACGUACAUAUACUGGGGUCGUGUUACCUCGUUCUACAACGUCCUCAUUAACUCAAAUCAAUGCUAAGCCGUGAACGGCAGAAGCGGAAGAGUUGGCGUGGGGUCUUGCAUUCUCACGCGUGCGGUUUACGCCGAUGUUUUGGGUUGGUUGGUUGAAACGAACCCAACUAAAGCGACGUUUCGUAACUGCCUGCUUCUUCUAAUGGUACAAGAGCAUGGAUCGUUAUAUGUUGACAUUGCCCCAACACACGAGUGGCCAUUUGACAGCAGUUUAACUAUUUGAGACUCUGUCGUCAAGGACAAAGGACUGAAAGGACGCGUUUGAUCACUCGCUGUUGUGUGUUUGAUACAGUGUUUGUCAGCAAGCACUUGGGAAAUUGGGAAAGGUCCGACAGACACCUUAGUUUCUUGCAUCUCCUUGUGAGUGUCGAUUGUCCUCACAAUAUACAUGAACAGACGGUCUAACCACGCAUGUGCGUUUGACGCACUUUGUAACAUUGGGACAAUAUUAUGGCAUCAAGACCCGUGUGCGAAACAGGGCGACUUUAACCGCAGAGGUCGUCGUAUUCUACUUACAUCAUUAGGGUCGUUGGAGCAAUCAGUGGGUUACCUUUCGUUGAUGACGUCAUACCGAACCCGUUACGUCACCUGUCGAAACUAAAGCCACCAUUCAAUAUGUGCCAACAUCAACUGAUAAAAUAUAUGCUGCCAAUUUAAUGGCACGCCGUGUAUUGUGGCAUGUAACACAAGCUUCGGCGCUGCGGACGACGAUAAAAUAUAUCGGAAAGAGGCAUUUAUUUGCAUUUUCAAACUUUUUCUUUAUCGCUUUAUUUAUUUUUAUUAUCUAUACAUAUCUUGCUAUUUUAUCGUUUAGUUACUGUAUACAAAUCGCGUGUCGUUUCACUUUGUCGAAUAAAAGUUGCUACAACGUACAUACA